Molecule: messenger RNA, 4255 nt
Organism: Periophthalmus magnuspinnatus
Lineage: Eukaryota; Metazoa; Chordata; Actinopteri; Gobiiformes; Gobiidae
Gene: hivep3a
Product: HIVEP zinc finger 3a
Exons: 3
Coding region: 257-4255 (1332 amino acids)
Biological process (GO): regulation of transcription by RNA polymerase II
Cellular component (GO): nucleus
Molecular function (GO): DNA-binding transcription factor activity, RNA polymerase II-specific; RNA polymerase II cis-regulatory region sequence-specific DNA binding
Source: RefSeq, a predicted model, not a curated record
ACCUUGGUCAAUUUCUUCAAUGACACAUGUGAUACAUCUACAACAUCAUACAUCUGUCCUCCUCAGUAUAUGUGUGCCACUAAUGUAAUAUCCCUAAAAGAACCUUUGAAAUAUGAGAAGUCACCAGAAGUAAAUGAAUAAGACUUUUCUACCUUUUCUACCAACAUUUCUCUCAGUUAAUGUUUUGGUUCAAACUCCAUAGCCUGGUACAGGCAGACGCUUCCCACGAGUCUCCCUGAGGUUCUCUGUACAUUUUAUGGAGGCCUUGAGCAGUAGCCUGACAACCGGGGAACAAUCCGGAGGUCAAGAACAUAGUGAACAAGAUUCUCCCCAUGUGCAAACUCCAUCUCCUUCAAAGCCGCAGCAAAGUGACUGUUCGAAAAGUUCUCAUGGAGCACCCCAGCAGUCCAAACAAUCUAAAAGACAGUUACCUGAACGCAAACGUCUCAGGGCUCAGCGGCAGAGCAUUGACUCGGACACUAUCCCCGAACACAAACAGAAAGAAACCAAAACACUUUCAGAAAACUCCCCUGCGACCACACCUGGUGCCAACUCAUCCAAAGCAGAAACACAAGAGGGUACCCCUAAACAGAAACGCGAGCGUAAACCCCAGAAACCUGGUAAAUAUGUGUGCACAUACUGUGGCCGCGCCUGUGCCAAGCCUAGUGUCCUGCAGAAGCAUAUUCGGUCGCACACAGGAGAGCGGCCCUACCCCUGCCCUCCAUGUGGUUUCUCCUUUAAGACUAAGAGUAACCUUUACAAACACCGCAAAUCACAUACGCACAGGGUGAAGGCAGGGCUCACUGUGGGGGACAGUAGACCCUCAGAGGAACAAAUCACAGAGUCAGAAGAUGAAGCCAGACAUCUACCAUCAGCGUCUACUAUUCCGUCAAUCAAAAACCUCGAAACAAACCAGGUCAAAGAUACUACUACUACUGCAAUGGAUAAUUCAUAUGCUGUACGGAAGAGACUGGCCAUGCGCCUUAGUAGAGGAAGAGUAGAGACUCCCAAAGACACAACUGAUGACAAGAACCUGUCUCUGAUAUUAGGCAGUAAAGAAAGCACUGAAUCAGGCUACUUUUCCCGUUCUGAAAGUACUGAACAGGACAUCUAUCCAAACACAAGUGCCAAAAGUUAUGCAGAAAUCAUUCUUGGCAAAUAUGGACGUCUUGGACACCUACAAAGGAUGUCUCGUCAGAAUAACCAGCAGUCCCCAAGUCAGGAGGACAAAGGUGUGCCAUUCACAGUGCCCAAGAAGCAAGUCAUCGACCAUAUCACCAAACUCAUUACUAUCAAUGAGGCAGUAGUGGACACCAGUAAAAUUGACAGUGUAAAGCCAAGGAGGUUUUCAUUGUCAAGAAAGAAUUCAGACCCUCAAAAGAGUUCACCUCCAAAAGAACCCCUUCUCCAGGUCCCCAAAGCUGCAGAGUUCCUCUAUAAGAGCAGCGGGUCAAUCACUAUGGGAGUACCAUGUGAGAAAUUCCAACACCAUUCACCAAAUGUGCAUCAACCUGGUCAAACAUCUGCCCCUCUGUUAAGAAGCCACUCAAUGCCAACUGGAGCUACUUCUACUGAUGUUGCUCCUGUGGCCGCAAAUAAAUUCCGUCUCAGCCAGUCUUUUGAUGAAAGAGAACCUUCUCAAUCACAGGUACCUCGCCGAUAUGGAAUGCUGAGAAGGCAACCAGCAAUCGAUGGCGAUUCCGAAGGUCCUCACUCAUUUUUCAGUGAUUCUCUGACUACUGUGCCUGACCACAGUCAGAGUCAACCCCAGCCGUAUGAAUGUGAGACCUGUGGCACAGGCUGCAAGGAUUGGGAAGGCUAUAAAAAACAUCGACAAACCUUGUGUUUAGUGCAUCGCCCCAGAAAUGAGGUGGUCAUUAGUCAGAUGGAAUGCUCCCAGAUAAUGACCCAGUCAGCCAGACCAGGGGCAUUGGCGCUGCGCAAGAGAAGAAAAGCCGAAAGUUUUGAGCUUGAAGACCCUGCAUCGCCUACAGCUCUUUCCUCCUGUCCUGAAUCUGAACAGUGUAACUUUACAAGCAAUGCAGGCUAUGAGAUCCCCAGAAGACCCACACAAACCUGUUCUGUGAUUCAACAUACAAGUUCAUUUGAAAAGCAAGAAUCUCUGUCAGACAGUCAAAGCACUGAACCAACAAAAGAUCCUCCAAUUCAGAGAGAUUCAGAUAUUUUACAGAAGCAAUCAGAAUUGUCAGGAAAAGUUUUGAGUCGAAAACUGGUGCGUCAACACAGCGUUCAGGUGCCCGAAAUACUGGUCACAGAGGACUCUCACACAAACCCUGAAAAUGUCCCUUCAGCACCUGCAAAACCUUCAGAAAGGUCUGAGGAGUUCCAGUGGCCACAGAGAAGCUCUUCACUUGCCCAACUUCCUAUUGAAAAACUUCCUCCAAAGAAGAAACGUUUGAGAUUGGCUGAGGCUGCCCAAUCUUCAGGAGAAUCCAGUUUUGAGUCCAUUUCUUUACCACACAGUCCCAGUCAGGAGAGUAGUGCAUCAUAUGCUUCUAGUCGUUCCACAUCCUUUGAGGAGUCAAACAGACUUGAGUCAGAAACCUUAACGUCUCCAAGAAGGUCGAGAGCUCCUCAAAUGUUAACAGUGCCUGGUGUCCACCCCCAUCGUGAGAUGAGGCGCUCAGCCUCUGAACAAGCACCUCAUGACCUACAGCCACAGAAUGUUACUAUGUCAGAGACCCGUAGUAAGUCGUUUGACUACAGCAGUCUAUCCCCUGAACGCUCUGCACUUGGGUGGAGAGAAAGGCGAAAAUGUCUUUUAAUUAGGCACACUGCUGUCACAGAUCCAGAUGAAGAGGACCUGCCAUCCUCAUCUGUCCAUACUUCAGAAAAAGUGAGCUUUAGCCCUCAAACAACCUCUGUGUACUGUAGCAAGUCCCCUGGCUCACCCUUACAGGGUGAAACCAUAUCACAAUACUCUAAAAGCAUAGAGAUUGUCCAUCAGUGGAAGCAACAAAAUGUACAGUUAACACAAAACUCAGAACAACUUAAUAAAGUAGUGGGGUGUGAUAAUCCUUUCAAAGAGGAGGCCUUAAAGGUUUGUACAGAUCCUCUCUCUUCCCUGACCCCAAACCCUACACAGGGACUGUCAGGAGCAGCCAGAGCCCACUACUUGCCUGUCUCAACAGGGCUGAAGCUGGAGAUCCCCCCAGGACCCCGACAGUCUUUAGUGGUUUCUCACAGCCACAUGCCUCACUCCAGCGUACCACAGAUCAUAUCCAGUGUGGAGCGUGUGCGACCCAUAACCUCCGCAGCAGUAGUGGUGCGUUUCCAGACACACACCCUAACCCCUGCAUGCGCCAUCUAUACCACCCUGUCCCAGGCCGCCUCCCCCAAACCUUUGGAAGCGGUCGAUGCAGCAGUGCCACACUCUAUCGAUCAGUCCGCUGUUGACUGUCUAAACUAUGGAAGAGCAAGUCCUGAGCUCCCGGAUUGGUCUGGAGAACUGAGAACCUCAGGUUCAGGAGGCAACAAACGCGUGCUCUCUCCUUCUAAUAGCAUUGAAUUAUCUCCAGAAUCACAGCAACAACAGAAAAGAGUGAAAGAGGAUGAAGUGCAUGACACUCAAGAACUCAAUCCAGAACCUCCAUCUUGCCGAACCAGUGAAUGCCCCCCAGUCUCCCAAGCCGGACCUCCUUACCCUACUUUAUUGUCUAGUACCUGUAACAGCUGGUGCUAUUUGAACUAUGUAAAACCAAACCCUGCAGCUCUCGACGAAGAGAAGCCCUCAGUGUAUUCUUCUUGGUCGACCAGUGGCUAUGACCCCAACCCCCCAGGACUGUCCAGCAAGACAGCCCUGUCUCUGGUGCACUGUAAGCAAAGGCUCAGCCCAACCAUCUACACUACCUCUUCCAUGUCUGCUCCAAGUGACGAGGCAAAGGAGGAACACAGACCCAGGUCACCAGAGAUUUACCUCAAGACAGCGUGUACAGAUCACAGCAAAGAACAUCAGCCAGUCACCGUGGACAACUUAAACAAGCCACCUGAGGAGAAGAUAGUAGAGGAAACAAGGAUGGCUAAAAUAAGAUCAAAUGAAAAGUGCGGCCGUGGACCAAAGGAGAGCCCAGUCGACCAUAAAGACUCCAGUGUGCAGCCGGGGAGCACCCGAGACUCAGGUGCCCAGGAUACAUACAGUAUACACUCCAGUACAGCUGUCACAUCAGGAGGUGAGGGAUGGACAUCAGCGAGGUUUAAAACCAGACUCAAACGAGCUCAUGUGAGUGUUAUUUGA